Hyaloscypha bicolor E is the source of this 1608-nucleotide messenger RNA. Its product is annotated as Metallo-dependent phosphatase. Gene Ontology annotation, molecular function: metal ion binding; acid phosphatase activity. Bases 34 to 1476 code for a protein of 480 amino acids. The transcript has 4 exons. NCBI's taxonomy places the organism in Eukaryota, Fungi, Ascomycota, Leotiomycetes, Helotiales, Hyaloscyphaceae. The record is from RefSeq and is a predicted model, not a curated record.
UCCCGGACCAUCUUGCAAUCUUCACUUUUCAUCAUGUUGUUCAAAACUGCCACCGUUGUGGCUUUGGCAGCUACAGCCAGCUGCGCAACAAUUCUGUCAGAGAAGAGAAAUAGCGGCUGCCCUGACGAUCAAGAACCCACUCAGGUCCGCUUGGCGUAUCAUGGCGAUCGAGGCAUGUCCGUCAGUUGGAACACGAAGUCGAAGUUGGCCAAGCCGUCCGUUGAGUUCGGGACGACCAUGGAGCUUGGUGGGACUGUGUCAUCCAGCGAAUCAAUCACCUAUCCAACCUCGUCGACCUACAACAAUCAUGUUGUUAUCACUGGACUCCAGCCGAACACCAGGUAUCACUAUCAGCCAUAUUGUAGUCAGCGUAUCUACAGCUUCACGACAGCGAAAUCUGUUGGUGAUGGUGAUGAUUUUAAGUUCGCUAUGGUUGGAGAUAUGGGAACGAUGGGUCCUGAUGGCCUCUCGACAACAGUCGGAAAGGGUGCUGCCAACCCCCUGAAGCCUGGCGAGAAGAAUUCGAUUGACUCCCUUCACGAUCAGAAAACAAGUUUUGACUUCGUGUGGCACGUUGGUGACAUUGCGUACGCUGAUUCCUGGGUCAAGGAGGAGACUGGGGGAUAUGUCACACCCCUCAACCUCAACGACAAGGGAGCAGAGUAUGACAAGAUCCUCAACGAGUUCUAUGACGAGAUAGAACCAAUCACCAGAGAUGUUCCCUACAUGGUUGGCCCGGGAAAUCACGAAGCCAACUGCGACAACGGCGCGAAUCUCACUCUGUGCUUGCCCGGCCAGCUGAACUUUACGGGAUAUCGUGCGCAUUGGAACAUGCCAUCGGACGUCUCCGGCGGUGUUGAAAACUUUUGGUAUUCGUGGAACCACGGAAUGGUGCAUUUCAUCACCUUCAACACUGAAACUGAUUUCCCAAAUGCGCCUGAUGAGCCUGGUGGUGAGGGUGCUGAGUUUGCUGGCCCAUUUGCUCCAAGUGGUGCUCAGCUUGCUUGGUUGGCAAAGGACCUUGCGGCUGUAGACCGAAAGAAGACACCAUGGGUUAUUGCAGCUGGCCACCGGCCGUGGUAUGUCAGCACAACUGAAUGUAAGGAGUGCCAGGCGGCUUUCGAACCGCUUUUGCUCAAGUAUGGUGUUGACCUUGUUCUUCACGGACACAAGCACUUCUACGAACGCGAGUCAGCGAUCAAUAACUUCACCGCCUCAGAGAUUGAGAAGAAUCCGUCGGCUCCGUGGUAUAUAGUCAACGGCGCCGCAGGCCACUACGAUGGACUCGACACUCCCACUUUCCCCUUGGUCCCAACCUCGAGAAAGCUGAUUGUCGAAUACGGUUGGAGCUUAUUCACGGUGCAUAACUGCACACACUUGACGACUGAAUUCAUUGCAAGCGGAAAUGGCUCUGUCCUUGACACAGCAACUCUGUACAAGGCGCGAACUUGCGAUGUUACCAAGGACCACCCCUAGUGGCUCUUGCCCGCAUAAUUGAGUGCUACUCACCCUGGCUUAGCUUUUGAAGGAGACGAAGACAGUACAAAUGCGAUUAAUUUAAUGGAAUAAUGAGACUUUAGUAAUGGGCACCUGCUGCAUAAUAUUCAC